UGGGAACCAGCUGUGGUUGCCUUCCAGGAGCCAUCAGCCUGUUUCUACACACUUCAUAAGAUAUCUGUUUUGGAUUAUUUGGAUUCUAGUUUUAAGAAUAUUAUUCUCCUCAACCACUCUAGACAAUGAAGUAAUUGGGAAAAAAUGGAGUGAAAAAUCUUUGGAAGGGAAUAAGCCCUAAAUGUGGAACAUACAUGAAAGAGAAACUUGUCAUUAAAACUCUAUGAAAAGAAGCUUUGGAAAAAACAAUAGAAUUGCUAAUAGAGCCACAAAGGCAACAUCUGAGAGAAACAAAUUCCACUACAAUCUCUACUAUUACAUUUAUGACUACUGAGUUUGCAUUGGCAGACAUUUAAUUACAUCUGGAGAGCAAGAAUGGGUCUAGAGAAGCCUGAGAAACAUAAACACUACAGGUAAAGACUGGUAAAAAGAAACACAUUUCUGAAGUGCCUGGAAAAGAAAAGCACUGGUCAGUAUCACGUGGACAAGUUCAGUGUUUUCCAAAGAUGCUGUUGAAGUAGUCUUUGCUACUGCUUUUCUUCAAAGUUCUUCAUAACAUGGGCUGCAUGAAAUCAAAGCAAACUUUCCCAUUUCUUACCACAUUUGAGAGUGAGAAGCGACAUGCAAGUGAAGAAAGCUUUAUGUCUGAAGAGCGAUUUCUACCUAGGAUGCCUUCUCCAGUUAAUGUCGAAGAGGAAGUGAAAGAACCACCAGGGCCUGAAAUGGUAGUCUUAGAAUUUGCACACCGCCUAUCCCAGGAAAUCUUGAGUGAUGCCUUGCAGCAGUGGGCAGGCAAUAACAUCAAGUACAAUGACAUCCCAUACAUUGAGAGCGAGGGGCCUUGAUGCCAUAGGAUGAUGAUAACUUUCUUGAAUUGUGGAUAAAGUUGGUGCUAGUUUAAACACAUGAAAUUAUAGCAAAAACUGGUGUGAAUAAAUACAAAUAACUCCAUCUGGAUGUAAAAAAUGUCUGUAAGAGUAUAGGAGUAUCUAAAAUGAAAUGUUAAGCAUUUUUAUGUUAAUAGCAAUUUCUAUCUGCUUGGUCUUGGGAUUUGAGUCAUUUAGAGGGCUAAAUAUAGGUCCUGCACCCCAGUAAUCAGCGGUAUGUCGUACCACUUUCUUCCUGAGGCACUAGUAGUAUCACCAAAGAAAUCAAAUGGUUAUUUUAAAGACACUCCUUUUAAAAUAACUAUUUGUUAAUUUACACACAAACAAGUUAUGAAAAGGAUUUUUCAGAUGCCUUGGCAAGGAAAUGGCACUGAAGCCACAGUAAUUAAUAGUGGGUUGUUUGUCAAAACCAUUUGUGUUAAGGAUCCCUACUUAACACAAAUGAUCAAGCAGUAGAAAGCACCCCUUGUAGAAGUAGUCCAUCUUGAAACCUGUCCUUAACUACUACCUUGAACCUCAGGGCCCUAACUAACCACAGCUGUUAUUGGAUGACUCAAGACUUUGCACAUAAGGCAUCUGAACAGGAUACAAUUUACAGAAGUCAUGACAUUAAUGUUUAUGGCACUGAAUUAAGCAGCCCAGUGAUAAAACAAGAAUUUUUACAAACAGCAAUCCAGUAAGUUUUAAAAUAACAGAAGCCCUAGUCAAGGUAGAAAGCAGAACCUGUUUGCAGUGCUGCGUGUAUAUGAAAUUUUACUGUCUCAGAUGUAGAGGGUCGGUAUAAUGGGCACUCAUUCCCAUUUUUAUUAUUGACUAGUGGGGCAGUCUAUGCAUGAGGCUAUACUGUUGCAUUACAAAACAGAAGAUCAAACACUCCUCCAAAAAGAGUACUUAUGUAUUUUUUUUUUUAUGGUAACAACGCACAUAAGGCAUUUACAGCCAUAUUUUCUUAAAUUUGGCUACCUUUUUGGGGAAGUUUUUUUUUUCCCCCCAAGAAUCAAGUACUGUUUAAAAUCAAUGGUAACAGAGAAUUUGGCAGUGAAGAAGAUACUGAGAAAACAUAACCUGUAGAAAAAUUGGGACUCAGUCUCUACAAUGGUCUUUUCAUCCAGAAUUGCUACACACUGAGUUUAGUUGGAAAGGGAAUUAUUUGUCUGUGUGCAUUAAAUUCUAUUAUUAAGAUUCAACAGACCCUUGUCACUGACGAAGGCAGAAAGACUUGUGACCUCUUUAAUGAGAUAAAUAUAUAUUUGGCCUUAUAAGCAGGCAGAAAUGCUACCUCUAAUUUUAACGACUAUACUUUGAAACCUGCAAAUAGAGUGAAUUCUCCCAAUUGCAUGGACAUGCCAUCUUUCAGUUGCCUUUGGACACCUAGUCAUUCAACUUUCAUUUCCCCUAGUCCCAAGAUUUGAACUGUCCUGUUGUGCUUGCAAUCUAGAAACUUACAAAGUACAAAAACCACCACCCCUAAGGAUCUGAAGUUCUAAGGCUAAGGAACAAAAGUCUUCUGAAAAUGCAAAACACCUUUCGAGCUCAUGAAGAAAAAUUUAGGUUUUUGAGUAUACUAAUGACUCAGACAAAAGCCUAGACGUUGCCAUUUUUCAUUUUCUAUCUCACAUCAGGCCACUUUUGCUGCAAAGUCAUUUACUAUUUAAAAGAUAUAUUAUGGUGAGAACACAAAAGCCAUAGCCACACUAAAUUUUUCAGCAUACACAGGGAUGUAGACUGUUGAGUUUUCUUAUAAAUAUUUAACCUCAGGUUCUGUGCCUGGGCCCCUAUUUCCCAGGAGUGUAGCAGGGAUGCCUGCCAGAUCCACAUCCCACUAGAAAUCUCAUCUCUGUUGCCACUCUGACAGUAUGGUUUUGUCACCAAGCAUCAACCCCUCGCUCCUGAAUCAUUUUAACAGAGUAUAAGAUCUUACAACAUAGAAUUAUCUUGGAAAUAUGCGCUGUAUUAUAUCAAACCAAAUCAGUGAGUUAGUCAAUAAACCAAGUUGGAGGCAGGCAGGAAAAAGCACCGGAUAAACAAAUUUGUGCUGCAUGUGCUAAUCAUCAAGAUAUAGUUUGGCCUUGAUGACAAAACAGAUGAGAACAUCUUUGAUAGGAUAACUUCUUUCAUACCUUCAUAUCUAAAUACUGGAUUUACUUCAUUUUGAACUUUCACAAACAGUAAAAGAAUGGAAGAUCUAUUUGAGAAGGAAGGAACAUAUAAAACAGAAGACAAAGAAUUAUUAGCUACCGGAAAGGGAAACAUUUGUUCCAACUUACACAUUACAAACACAGAUGAAAUAAUAGUGGCCAAAUUAUACGGGAAAGGAAACCGGGGAAAAAAGGGCCCAAGAAACAGCACUCACAUCAGGCUCCAUCAGACGACACACUGCAAAAACAAGUCUCCAGUGUUCUCGACUAAGGGAAGGGGCACAGUAGCAAGUUCCUUUCUUUACCACACGGACAUGUGCCCAACCACUGAAUCUUUUCCCUUGAGAACAUCCAGGAUAGAGGCAGAUGAGCUGCCACCCAUGUGACAAGGAACCUCAGAUGGCAACUGUAAACGCAGAUUACCAGAGAAGUGUGAACCCCACAACCGUGCUUCACUGCUCCCUUUGCCAGGUAAAGGUCUCUUGUGUGCUCUUACCUUUCAGUUGCAAAGCCUCUGAUCCCAGAGUUCUCAAUUUUCAGUUGCCUUAUCUGUUCUUUGCAAAUGACCUGUGGUCAUUAGCACUCAAAGCACAAUUUAAGGGGAUAAAAAUGAU
Messenger RNA from Callorhinus ursinus (northern fur seal), 3639 nucleotides. NCBI's taxonomy places the organism in Eukaryota, Metazoa, Chordata, Mammalia, Carnivora, Otariidae. The record is from RefSeq and is a predicted model, not a curated record.